This is a messenger RNA of Ylistrum balloti, 1539 nucleotides long. Its product is annotated as bifunctional endo-1,4-beta-xylanase XylA-like. The record is from RefSeq and is a predicted model, not a curated record. The transcript has 2 exons. Bases 1 to 1539 code for a protein of 512 amino acids. NCBI's taxonomy places the organism in Eukaryota, Metazoa, Mollusca, Bivalvia, Pectinida, Pectinidae.
AUGGGUGUGGCCGGGUGUGUGGGUGAAACACGAAGGAGGACUGCGGCGGACGUUGGCGGCGGUUGUGGUUCCGGCGGAUGUUGGCGGCGGUUGUGGUUCCGGCGGAUGUUGGCGGCGGUUGUGGUUCCGGCGGAUGUUGGCGGCGACUGUGACUCCGGAGUCAGGAAAGUUUGGCGUGUUGCCACGGUUAAGAUGGCGGGCGUUGCUAGUACAAUUCUCAUGUGUAUCAGGAAUAACGACAAAACGACACAAGGUAUAGCACGGAAUGAUGACAAAACGACACAAGUUAUAGCACAGAAUGAUGACAAAACGACACAAGGUAUAGCACGGAAUGAUGACAAAACGACACAAGGUAUAGCACGGAAUGAUGACAAAACGACACAAGGUAUAGCACGGAAUGAUGACAAAACGACACAAGGUAUAGCACGGAAUGAUGACAAAACGACACAAGGUAUAGCACGGAAUGAUGACAAAACGACACAAGGUAUAGCACGGAAUGAUGACAAAACGACACAAGGUAUAGCACGGAAUGAUGACAAAACGACACAAGGUAUAGCACGGAAUGAUGACAAAACGACACAAGGUAUAGCACGGAAUGAUGACAAAACGACACAAGGUAUAGCACAGAAUGAUGACAAAACGACACAAGGUAUAGCACGGAAUGAUGACAAAACGACACAAGGUAUAGCAAGGAAUGAUGACAAAACGACACAAGGUAUAGCACGGAAUGACGACAAUAUGACACAAGGUAUAGGCUGGAAUGACGACAAUAUGACACAAGGUAUAGGCUGGAAUAACGACAAUAUGACACAAGGUAUAGGCUGGAAUAACGACAAUAUGACACAAGGUAUAGGCUGGAAUAACGACAAUAUGACACAAGGUAUAGGCUGGAGUAACGACAAUAUGACACAAGGUAUAGGCUGGAGUAACGACAAGAUGACACAAGGUAUAGGCUGGAAUAACGACAAGAUGACACAAGGUAUAGGCUGGAAUAACGACAAGAUGACACAAGGUAUAGGCUGGAAUAACGACAAUAUGACACAAGGUAUAGGCUGGAAUAACGACAGGAUGACACAAGCUAUAGGCUGGAAUAACGACAAGAUGACACAAGGUAUAGGCUGGAAUAACGACAAUAUGACACAAGGUAUAGGCUGGAAUAACGACAAUAUGACACAAGGUAUAGGCUGGAAUAACGACAAUAUGACACAAGGUAUAGGCUGGAAUAACGACAAUAUGACACAAGGUAUAGGCUGGAAUAACGACAAUAUGACACAAGGUAUAGGCUGUAAUAACGACAAGGUGACACAAGGUAUAGGCUGGAAUAACGACAAUAUGUCACAAGGUAUAGGCUGGAAUAACGACAAUAUGACACAAGGUAUAGGCUGGAAUAACGACAAUAUGACACAAGGUAUAGGCUGGAAUAACGACAAUAUGACACAGACACAAGGUAUAGGCUGGAAUAACGACAAGAUGACACAAGGUAUAGGCUGGAAUAACGACAAACCGUAUAAGAUGUAUGUGAAGUUAACGAUGCAAUGA